Messenger RNA from Hydractinia symbiolongicarpus, 2018 nucleotides. RefSeq names its product beta-hexosaminidase subunit alpha-like. Lineage: Eukaryota; Metazoa; Cnidaria; Hydrozoa; Anthoathecata; Hydractiniidae. Bases 12 to 1640 code for a protein of 542 amino acids. Gene Ontology annotation, biological process: carbohydrate metabolic process; glycosaminoglycan metabolic process; ganglioside catabolic process. The record is from RefSeq and is a predicted model, not a curated record. Gene Ontology annotation, molecular function: beta-N-acetylhexosaminidase activity. Gene Ontology annotation, cellular component: membrane. The transcript is spliced from 15 exons.
AGUCUAUAAAUAUGUAUGUAGUGCAGCUUUUGUUAGCAGCUUUCUUAACAGCAACUGUUCAUUGUGGGAAACCAACUUUGUCUGAUCCGCUUGGUCUGUACGAAGAGGAACCCUUCAGAUUUGGUAUUGGAAAGGAUUAUGUUGCUGGUACCGUGUGGCCAAAACCACAACAGGAAGCUCGAGAGAAUAUGUACUAUACUUUAAACCCUGAUCAAUUUACGUUCAAAUUGACUGGAAAAUCUUCAGACGUCAUAACUGAAGCAAUCAAAAGGUAUCAAGGACUUACGUUCCCAGAGAAAGAAGCACCAGCUCCAGGUCUUUCUUUGCUGUCAUCUCUAGAAGUGAAUGUUCAGUAUGAUUAUGCUCCAAUGGAUCUUACAACAGAUGAGUCAUAUACUUUGGUGGUCAAUGCACCAACAUCCAGUUUAUCAGCAAACACUGUUUGGGGUGCCCUUCGAGGUUUGGAAACUUUCAGUCAAGUAGUGUACCAAAAUGAGUCUGGAACUUAUUUCGCCCAAAAGAACAAAAUUGUGGAUUUUCCUCGUUUUCACCACCGUGGCUUUUUAAUCGACUCAUCAAGACAUUAUAUUGCUAUUGAUAUUAUUUUCCAGUUUAUUGAUGCUCUUGCAUACAGCAAAUACAAUGUUCUCCACUGGCAUGUAGUUGACGAUCCAUCUUUUCCUUUUGUCAGUGAAAAGUUUCCAUCAUUACAUUUAACGGGCGCAUGGAAUAACAAAACUCAUAUUUACACCCCACAAGACAUUCAGAAUGUAGUUUCUUACGCAAACCUUCGUGGAGUUCGGGUCAUUCCUGAGUUUGACACUCCUGGACACACACAAUCGUGGUAUAGUAUUCCCAAUUUAUUGACUCCCUGUUAUUCUGGUGGCAAACCGAAUGGAAACUUGGGUCCAAUUGAUCCAACGGUAGAGAGUAAUUAUGCAUUCUUAGAAGAGUUCUUUGGCGAAGUGGCAAAAGUGUUUCCUGACACAUACCUUCAUCUGGGUGGUGAUGAAGUUAGCUUUGACUGCUGGAAGAGCAACCCUAACAUUGCAAAAUGGAUGCAAGAUAAAGGUAUGGGCAAAAACUACUCCAUGUUGGAACAAUACUACGAACAAAGGUUAUUAGACAUUGUUGGUAGUCUGAAGAAGAAUUAUGUUAUUUGGCAAGAAGUUAUCGAUAAUCAAGUUAAGGUGAAAGCCGACACAGUUGUGAAUGUUUGGAAAGGUGGAUGGCAGAACGAGAUGGCCAAGGUUACUGCGCUGGGUUAUCGUUCUAUUCUUUCUUCGUGUUGGUAUUUGAAUUAUAUAUCCUAUGGUCCAGACUGGCCUAACUAUUACAAAUGCGAUCCUCAAGGUUUCAACGGUACAGAAGAACAGAAGAAUCUUGUCAUUGGUGGAACUGCGUGUAUGUGGGGAGAAUGGGUGGAUGGAACGAACUUGAUUGCUAGAACAUGGGGUCGCGGCUUAUCUGUCGGUGAGAGACUGUGGAGCUCAAAAACAACAACUGAUAUCAACGAUGCUACGAAGAGAAUAUGGGAACAUAGAUGUAGAUAUUUGAGACGUGGUAUUCAAGCUGAAAAUGUCGUCCAGAGCGAAUACUGCCGACAUGAGUGGAAGAACUACCAUAACAGCAACAACUAGAGGCCAUAUCUUGUAACUACUGUUGAAAGUACUGUUGCUUUUGAUGUAAAUGAUUCUUGCAAUGACAACACGUGAUUUUAAUUAUGUCCUGCUUUUGGUAUGAUAGUUAAUAGGAUUAACCUUAAUUAUUAAAAUAUUUGUUUACACGAGCAUUUUUUUACUAUUUCUGUUUACAUAAAGAUUUGCUUGUAUAGUACAAACCCGUUAAAGGUAUCGAAAAAGCGGAAGUCCCGAUUAGGCGAAUCGCCUGGUAAGAGGCACAUGAGUAAUUUCACUAAUCCAGGGUCUCACUUUUGUGUUUAAUUUUUUUGUAACAUUUUUUAUACGUUCUUUUCUUUUUUUCAUUUAAAUUAAAGAAAUAAAAAUUUACAGCUUAAA